ACAGAUGGGGUGACAGCUAUUGUAACAAUAUUCAUCCCAAUCUGAUCAUGUCUCGUGCUUAGCCUUAACUCUCACAAUAUGAAUAAAGCAAAGUACAUAGGCUGGUAGCUCCACCCAAAAUGUCUCCUUAUCUCUCCCUCAUUUUUAGUGUCUUUCUUUAUCUCAGGGUUUAUGGAGCUGCUGUUAAUAAGCCAAAUAUUAUAAUAUUAUUUGCUGAUGAUCUUGGAUAUGGAGACCUCCAGAUAUACGGUCACCCAACCUCUUCAACACCUAAUCUCAAUUCAAUGGCAAGUGAAGGACUAGUCUUGACUCAGUUUUAUUCUGCUAAUCCAGUCUGCAGUCCUUCAAGAGCUGCACUCAUGACAGGAAGAUAUCCUCCAAGAACUGGAAUAUGGCCAGGAGUUUUAAAUCCUAAUAGUAUUGGAGGACUACCUCAUAAUGAGACAACAAUAGCUGAAGCACUUAAGACUGCUGGAUAUAAGACUGGUAUGGUAGGAAAGUGGCACUUGGGUGUAGGAGAAAAUGGAACAUAUUUACCCACUAACCAUGGGUUUGACUAUUAUCUUGGUAUACCAUAUUCAAAUGAUGAGUGCCCAUGCACUAUCUGUUACUAUCCAAAUGCACCUUGCAACUCUCCACUUAAAAUACCUUGUAAUCCUUCCUUCGUCAGUUGUCCUGUGUUUGAAAAUACCGAUAUAAUAGAACAGCCAGCACACUUGCCGACUCUUUCAACAAAGUAUUCAAAUGCAGCAUUAGGUUUCAUUAGAGCAAAUGCAGGAAAGAAUCCUUUCUUCCUUUACAUGGCUUUUACUCACGUACAUCAACCACAAUUUUCUGAUGAAGACUACACAAACACUACCCUGAGAGGACCUUUUGGUGAUGCACUGGCAGAGCUUGAUAAUGAAGUAGGUCUAAUUAUGUCGACACUCAAAGAUACUCAAGUUGAUGAUAAUACGUUUGUCUUCUUUGCUUCAGACAAUGGUCCUUCUUUACGUGUUCAACAACAAGGAGGAAAUGCAGGUCUCCUUCGUUGUGGGAAAGGCUCAACAUGGGAUGGUGGAAUGAGGGAACCAGCAAUUGCUUGGUGGCCUGGAAAAAUUCGUCAAGGAAAAACAGCAGAAUUGGCAGCAACAGUUGACCUCUUUCCUACUAUCAUGUCCAUUACAGGAGCUAAACCUGGAUCAGCUUUUAUUGAUGGGAUAGACAUGUCUCCAAUCCUUUUUGAUUCAAAGCCAAGCAAUAGAGAGAGCUAUGUCUAUUUUCCUGCCAUUUAUGAUCCCAAUAUUGGGUAUCAUGCUAUAAGAUGGAAGCAAUAUAAAGCUCAUUACUACACCAGUGGAGGCAUAGGUCUAUGCCCUGACACAUAUCCAGAUAUUGUUUGUCGUGGUAAUUAUUCAAGACGUUCACAUGAUCCACCUCUUCUUUAUGACUUACAUCAAGACCCAAGUGAGAUAUACAAUCUAGAUACAACUAGGUAUGCUGACGUCAUGGCAAACAUUGAUGCAGCUCGUAAGAACUUUGAAUCAACUUUUGAGUACUCAGAAUCUCAAGUACAACGUGGAACAAAUGAAAAAUUCAUGCCAUGUGCAAGUCCUGGGUGCUCUCCCUUCCCUUCAUGCUGCAAAACCAGCUCACAAGAAAGUACGCUAUGGACCUCUUACAGUAGCUCUCGUGUUUAAAUUGAAGCUAAUUUGCUGCAAAAAGGCAAUGUGUAAAUGCACUAUUACUUAUAUAAUUUAUUUAAUUAGAUAAUGAAGCAUAAAG
Molecule: messenger RNA, 1764 nt
Organism: Amphimedon queenslandica
Lineage: Eukaryota; Metazoa; Porifera; Demospongiae; Haplosclerida; Niphatidae
Product: arylsulfatase A-like
Exons: 2
Coding region: 120-1679 (519 amino acids)
Molecular function (GO): arylsulfatase activity
Source: RefSeq, a predicted model, not a curated record